Molecule: messenger RNA, 432 nt
Organism: Penicillium brasilianum
Lineage: Eukaryota; Fungi; Ascomycota; Eurotiomycetes; Eurotiales; Aspergillaceae
Source: the annotation of a GenBank genome assembly
AUGGCUAGCCAAAGAAAGUCGCACAUUUUUCGAGUGACAGGCCUAUCGAGGGAACGGCCCGAUGGGGAUCUCAAGACCGCAUUACAAGAGGUACUCGACGACAACUUUACCCACGACGAGAGAUCGCAGAUCAAGGCCGAGAUCACAAUCGUGCCUUCAUGCUAUGAAACUGACACACAGCGGGUGGCGCUAGUGCAGUUUCGCGGUAGGGUGCCUCAGUUCCUCGGUGAGCUAAGACUCGACCCUCUUGGCAACUGGCAGGUUGAGAUAGGAGACAAUGACAUCAACUUUAACUACCACUUCUUCGGAUUCACGCAGCUCUACGCGCCGGACGCCAGUGAGCCAGUGGUUGCCGACAUCAUUGCGAUUGCCGGACUUGAUGGACAUACGUAUGGAUCGUGGCAGGGCAGGGGAAAUCUCGGUCGGAUGUAG